Oncorhynchus nerka (sockeye salmon) is the source of this 3617-nucleotide messenger RNA. RefSeq names its product dapper homolog 2-like. Gene Ontology annotation, cellular component: cytoplasm. NCBI's taxonomy places the organism in Eukaryota, Metazoa, Chordata, Actinopteri, Salmoniformes, Salmonidae. Gene Ontology annotation, biological process: negative regulation of nodal signaling pathway. Bases 600 to 3176 code for a protein of 858 amino acids. The transcript has a single exon. The record is from RefSeq and is a predicted model, not a curated record.
UCAGUGGCAGCUCCCUAUCAGACUCCUGCUACUCUGUGUCCAGUGAGGCAUCCCUGGCCCAGGGGGGUCCAGUAAAAGGUGGGCUAGUCCGGGCUGGACCAGGACCACCCUCAGGGGGAGCCUUCAGGCUGUGGGAGCAGCGGGCUCUCUCUGCAGACCACAGAGACACCCAGUGGCCGGAGGCCACGCAGCAGCCAAGAACUCAGAGCAUUGAGGAGACCACAGAGAUCACUGAUAGGAGACCAGUGUCUACGGGUCAGAUAAAUAUAAAUGCACUCACUCCUCAGUACAGUUCAUCUGUAUUUAACCAGUAGAGGCCAUUCAGACAUAAUUGUCACUGUUUUACAGGGAGUCCUGGGACCAUGGUCCUAGAUAAAUGUUACUGUUUUACAGGGAGUCCUGGGACCAUGGUCCUAGAUAAAUGUUACUGUUUUACAGGGAGUCCUGGGACCAUGGUCCUAGAUAAAUGUUACUGUUUUCCAGAGUCCUGUGAACAUAGUCCGAGAUAAAUGUCACUGUUUUCCAGAGAGUCCUGGAAACAUAGUCCUAGAUAAAUGUCACUGCUUUCCAGGGAGUCCUGGGACCAUAGUCCUAGAUAAAUGCUUUUGCUUCUUCAUAAGCUGACUGACAUUCAUCAACUUUCUGUCUCUCGUCCUUUGAUCCCAGUUGACCUGGAAAUGAACAGCCUUUUCUUCCUGUCUGACCUGUGCGCCAGCCUGGGCGACCCCCAUGCUGGCUCCCUCCUCCCGCUGCCUGACCUCCGACCCCAACUCGACCCCAGGUUCUGUUCUGACCUGGUGUCCCGGAGGACCAAGGAGGUGUACCCGUACCCCAGCCCCCUCCAUGCCGUGGCCCUCCAGAGCCCCCUCUUCACCUACAGUCAGGACCCCUCUCCCUCCUCUCGCCUCUCGCCGAGUCCGGACUCCUCUACCCAGGCUGAAGAAUCUCAGUCCACUCCCCUCUUCCGGCCCCCCCAGCCUCCUCAGCCCUCCACCUUCACCCAGCUGGAGCAGUACAUCACCAGGCUGGCUCGCCAGUACCGAAGCCGGAUUGCCCCCCCUGACACCACCCUUACCUCCAUCCCCAGGCAAGGCUCCCACAGGGGCCCCAGAACCCCUGGCCACGGCUCCACUCAGUCGCUGUCGGCCUUUGAGAACCGCAGUACCCCCUCCAACCUGACAGGGGGCAGUGUGACGCCCUGCAAGUCUUUUCUGGGAAACUCUGCACGGGUCAGCCUCAGCAGUAUCAGUAAGAAGGCCAGUAGGAACUCCAUUAACCUGGGCCACCUGCCCUCAGCGACAGGAGAAGAUCUCAAAAUCAACCUCCAUCUCAACCUCAGUCUCAACCUCAGCCCCAAUCUGAACAAAAACCUGGGUUUAGACUCAAACUCCAAGGAAGGUAUUAGCACUAGUGGUGUAUUAAGGAGUGACCAUGCUACCCCCACUGCCUCCCCCUCUCCUUCCACCUCCUCCCUCUCCAGCGCCGCCACUCCCACCCCUGCCCUGAGGGUGAGGCCACGCAUCUCAACCUGUCCCUCCAACCUCAAUCACCGGAGCUCUCUGGAGGUCACCGGGUCAGGGGCUGGGUCAGGUCUAGAAUUCUCCCGCUCACUGGACUGGAGUAGAUUGGAUUCUUCACCAGGGAAAGUGACAAGGAGCCAACCCAGCGUCAAUGCCCCGGACGCCAGCCCGAGUAAGCUCAGCGAGGACUCAGCGAUGGUGGGGGAGAUCUCCCGUCUCUCUGGCCUGCCCCGGGCUGUGGUGGUGGGGCUGAUGGAGCAGGGUGUGGAGCUGGAUGUUGACUGCUUCCAGAGCGACACCGAGAGAAAAGGUCAGGGGUCAGAGUUUAAAGGCCAAAGCUCCUCCCCUUCCUCCCGCCAGACAGCCCGGAAUGACCACCAGUCUCAUCAUCAUGAUUAUUCCAGUGUCCGCCACCUCCACGCCAGUAACGAGACUGACCUCGACCCCCAGAGGCCGAUCCAUCUGUCCCUCAGUGUCACCAACUCCUCCAGUUCCCAUUCCAGUAGCCCCAAUCACCCUUACCAGUCCACCUCAACCCAUCCAUCUACCCAUCAUCAUGUCACCCACCACCACACACAUACCUUCCACUGCCAACAAACCCCUUCCCCAUCCGACCCCUCCUCCCCCUCGUCUCAUGACCACCCCAGGGUACACUCCCCACCCCGCCCUCUCCAGCCCUCCCCCCUCGCCACUACUCCAUUCUCUGUGUUCCGGCGGGAUGACCCAUUCCAGUGCUCCCUGCCUCGCAUCAGUGACAGCAGCUCACCACAAGGGGGCGGCAUCCGGCCCAGAGGGGGGUCGCUACGGCAGUGUGCAGGGGGUGGAGGGGGUAGAUGGAGGGUAGAUGGGGAGGGAGAAGGAUGGAAGAGGAUGGAUGGGGAGGGGCUCUACCAGGGGAAGCAUGUGUCCAGGGAGUUGGUGAGGGCAUCGACGGUGAGCAGCUUCCACAGGAAACAGAGGUGCUACAGCAGCAAUUGGGGAGAGGAAGGCAGUCACGACACGGCCCAGACGCCAAAGAAGGGGGCAGACAAACUCUGGAGGGACUUCGAAGGGCAUUCAUGGGGGAAAGAAGCUGAGGAGGAGAACAAGGAGAGGUGGAAGAGAGAGGGGAUCAGGAGAAAGAAGGAAAAUUACCAAAAGGAGAAGCAGCAGGCCAACAAAGAGACAGAGAGGGGACAGAAAGAGAGCAGUGCCUCAAAACGCAAAGGGAAGGGUGGUGGUGGUGGCUGGGACAAGCGUAGCUCCAGCCUGAGGCUGUCCAGACAGGCUCUGUUCCGCAGUGAGUCCCAGGGGGAAGUGCUGGAUCCUCGAGCCCUAAAAAAGGAGCAUCUGAGGGGGGCACAGUGGACCUCCUCCCUGGACAUCGGCAGAGGCAUGGAGCUCAGUGUGGAGGGGGUUCGUCCGUUGGUGUUUGGAGGAAGAGCAGAAGAAGAAAAGUGCUUGUCCUCUACUGCCAGCCUCUUCCACCUCUCUAGCUCUCAGAGCCUAGAGGAUAGCUGUCCCUCCAUCUCUCCUCCUCUCUCCUCCCCAUCGUUCUCUCCAUCCCCUCCAAGUAGGGCACCCCUCACACGCUCACGCUCGCUGAGGGACCUGAGUAGAAGGGUGUUUAGCUCAGUGAGGUCUCUCAGUUUGAAACACAAGACGUCAAGGAAGUGAGAAAAUCACAGAAAGUGUUUUUGCCACUAAGUUAGUCAAUUUUCAGGCAGUUGUAUUUUGGCUGAUAAGGAUGUGCCAAUGUUUUCCCUUUCUAAACUUGAUUCUGUUGAACUUGACUCUCAGUAGUACUAUGUGACUGUGAGUGACUGUGUGUCUGUGUGAGUGGUCCCCUUUGCAUGCAGCUCUGUGACAGCUCUGUGGACGGUCACAGCUAUCGGUAGUCUGAGCUUGUUCUCCUCUCGGAGUGUAUAUCAAAUAGAAGUUUACACACUGUAUGUUGCCUUUGAAGUACAAUCAUAUUGGCUAUAAAGACCAAAAUCAGCAAACAAAAUGUUGUAUAAAUGAAUAUUGUGCUCAGGACUUUGAAAUGGAUAUCAGUAAAGUAAUCAUUAAGAAUAAAAUGUUAUUUGAAACAAAUGUGUGUAUCUUGGAUUAUUAAUA